CUGAAAUACAACACUGAGGCGUUUCCGCACUGCUUUAAAAGUCUGUGGUGUCACUGCUGCAUUUUCCCACUUCACUUAGAGCUUCCAUAUAUCGGAAUCCAGAUCUUUUGAGAUCGAUUAUUCAAAGAUGGAGAGUUUGUGCCGCGCUAAUAGCAACUUCGCCCUGGACCUGUACCGGGCCGUAAGCGAAGAGAGCCCAAACGGAAACCUGUUUAUUUCCCCGCUAAAUAUCAGUGCCGCACUCAGUAUGGUCUACUUAGGAGCGAGAGGAAGGACUGCUGAGGAAAUGGCUAAGGUUCUAUCCUUCAGUUCAGUCCCUGAUGUUCACUCCAACUUCAAGACACUCAACUCUGCAAUUAACAGCCCCAAAGCCUCCUACAUUCUCCGACUGGCUAACAGGCUUUAUGGAGAGAAGACUUACAAUUUCCUAUCUGAAUAUGUGGACUCCACUCAGAAGUUGUACCAAGCUGACAUGCAGACAGUAGACUUUAUUGGAUCAUCAGAAGAGUCACGGAAGCUCAUCAACAAGUGGGUAGAAGAGAAGACUGAGGGUAAAAUAAAAGAUAUUUUGCAGUCAGGGACGAUCAUAGCAAUGACUCGACUUGCCCUGGUGAAUGCGAUUUAUUUCAAGGGAAAAUGGAAGCAUGUGUUUGAUACUAGAGACACUAAGGAGAUGCCCUUCAAGAUAAACCAGACUGAGAAAAAACAAGUGCAGAUGAUGUACAAGGAGGAGGAAUUCCCCUACAACUACAUUGAUGAGUACAAGCUGCAGGUACUGGAUUUGCCAUAUGUGGAGGAGGAACUCAGCAUGGUGGUGCUUUUACCUGAGGAGUCUCUGGAUGGCUCAGACCCACUUCAAAAGCUGGAGAGUGAAUUAACAGUGAACAGGCUGAUAGAGUGGACAAAUCCAGAGAGGAUGGACAGAUCAACUGAUAUCAUUCUCCAUUUGCCAAAAUUUAAGUUGGAAGAGCAGUAUUCUUUAAAAGAUAUCCUGAGUAAGAUGGGCAUGAGCUCUUUGUUCCAGCCUGGUGCUGCGGAUCUGACAGGCAUGAGCAUUCAAGGAGACCUUUUUGUGUCAUCUGUGACCCACAAAGCUUAUGUCGAGGUUAAUGAGGAAGGCACAGAGGCAGCAGUGGCCACAGGCAUCAUAAUUACUACAGAUUGCUUGAGACCAGAGAAGCACUUCAUGGCAGACCAUCCCUUCCUAUUCUUCAUCAGACACAACCCUACUAAGAGUAUUCUCUUUUUUGGGAAGUUCAGAGGCCCAAAGUAGAGAUGUUCUCUACCAACCUGAGAAAUAAUGCGUGUUUGGAAGUGUUUAUCAAAUAAAAUGAACAAAAAGUGUUUAAUGUAUUUGGAAUUAAAAGGGGUCGCAUUUGGAAUAUGUGAAUUGCUUUUAUACACCCAGUAGUGACAUAUUUCAUGUUAUAUACUGACUCUAACAAGAAAUUACCAUAAUAAACCUGUUGAAAUGUAACC
Clarias gariepinus (North African catfish) is the source of this 1479-nucleotide messenger RNA. Its product is annotated as leukocyte elastase inhibitor-like. NCBI's taxonomy places the organism in Eukaryota, Metazoa, Chordata, Actinopteri, Siluriformes, Clariidae. The record is from RefSeq and is a predicted model, not a curated record. The coding region runs from base 128 to 1273 and encodes 381 amino acids. Gene Ontology annotation, molecular function: serine-type endopeptidase inhibitor activity. Gene Ontology annotation, biological process: negative regulation of endopeptidase activity. The transcript has 7 exons.